This is a messenger RNA of Glycine soja, 2223 nucleotides long. RefSeq names its product wall-associated receptor kinase-like 22. Bases 43 to 2181 code for a protein of 712 amino acids. The record is from RefSeq and is a predicted model, not a curated record. Gene Ontology annotation, biological process: cell surface receptor signaling pathway; protein phosphorylation. Gene Ontology annotation, molecular function: protein serine/threonine kinase activity; ATP binding; polysaccharide binding. The transcript has 4 exons. NCBI's taxonomy places the organism in Eukaryota, Viridiplantae, Streptophyta, Magnoliopsida, Fabales, Fabaceae. Gene Ontology annotation, cellular component: plasma membrane.
AAUUAAACACAGUACCCUCUUCAAAAUUAGCUAGCCAGAGAAAUGGUUCUGAAAUUUGCUUAUAUCAUAGUAAUUUUGAUGAUAUGGUGCAUGUAUCCAUUAACAUCUGCACAGUAUCUCGAUGAGACUAUAACAUCCUCGCAGUACGAGAAUAUGACUAUAGCACGACCAGGUUGUGAUAGGAAAUGUGGAAAUGUUUUCAUUCCUUUCCCUUUCGGAAUGGGCAGGGAAAAUUGCUAUGCAAGCUCGUGGUUUGAAAUAGAUUGCAGAAACAAUAAUACUACUACUAAUUCAUCAGGUGAACAGAAACCUUACCUCAAAUACAUAGAUUUGGAGGUAAAAUUCAUUGAUCUCUGGAAAGAGGCUUUGAUCAUCAUGAACCCUAUUUAUCAGAGUGGGAAGAACUGUGAAAGGAACAAGACAGGAGGAAUAAAUCUGAAAGGAGGAAGUCCUUUUGUGUAUUCCGCGCGUUACAACACAUUCCUGGCCGUAGGUUGCGGAAACACUGCUUCUUUCUGGUCAAACGGAGAGGAAGUUAGUGGUUGUGCUUCCAUGUGCAAUGGCGAUGACCUCAUCAAAGUUGAUAAUUGUCGUGGCAGAAAAUGCUGCGAGGCGUCACUUCCGCGGUAUCUUUCAGAAUAUAACGUGAGUUUUGAAGGCCAAGAGUGUGCUUACGGGCUGAUUAUAGCAGUUAGGUUGGGUUACUGGAAUCUGACGAUUAAGGACGUAAAGCAUUUAAAUGAAGUUCCUGCAGUGCUUGAAUGGGAGAUUCCAUUUGACACUUUUUACUCUAACAUUUCCUUCUUUCGUGACCCUGAUAUUGUAUCCUGCUACGACACUUAUCUUAAACAUUCACUAAACAACUCUUCUCAGUCUUCUGGUAGACUGUGUCAUUGCAGAUAUGGUGCCCCCCCGGCCAAUCCCUACAUCCGGGGAAGCUGCUUAGGAGAAAAAAGGAAAACUCGAGUAAGGUGGGCCAUAAUAGGAGUUUCUUCAAGCCUCGGAACCAUCCUUUUACUCCUCGUUUUGUGGUGGUUGAACAAAUUUGUAAGGAAAAAUAUAGAAAAGAAACGCAAGGAAAAAUUCUUCAAACAAAAUGGAGGAUUGUUGUUAAAUCAAAAGCUCUCUUCAGGAGAAGCCAAUGUUGACAAAAUUAAACUCUUUACUCUAAAGGACUUAGACAAGGCCACUGAUCACUUUAAUAUAAAUAGAGUACUCGGAAAGGGAGGCCAAGGUACCGUUUACAAAGGGAUGCUAGUAGAUGGAAAUAUUGUUGCAGUGAAAAAAUUUAAGGUCAACGGAAAUGUUGAAGAAUUCAUCAACGAAUUUGUCGUUCUUUCACAAAUUAACCACAGAAAUGUGGUUAAGUUGUUAGGAUGUUGUUUGGAGACUGAAAUCCCAUUGCUUGUUUAUGAAUUCAUUCCCAAUGGUAACCUUUAUGAAUAUUUACUUGGACAAAAUGAUGAGUUACCAAUGACAUGGGAUAUGCGUUUGAGAAUUGCCACUGAAGUUGCUGGAGCUCUAUUUUACUUGCACUCAGCUGCUUCUCAACCCAUUUAUCAUAGAGAUGUGAAGUCAACAAAUAUAUUAUUGGAUGAGAAGUAUAAGGCAAAAGUAGCAGACUUUGGUGCAUCAAGAAUGGUUUCCAUUGAAGCCACUCACCUCACUACUGCAGUUCAAGGAACUUUUGGAUACUUAGAUCCUGAAUAUUUUCAUACGAGUCAAUUCACAGAGAAGAGUGAUGUCUACAGCUUUGGAGUGGUUCUUGUUGAACUUUUAACAGGACAAAAACCAAUAUCCUCAGUGAAAGAACAAGGACUUCAAAGUUUAGCUUCAUAUUUUCUUCUUUGUAUGGAGGAAAAUCGUUUGUUUGAUAUUGUUGAUGCAAGAGUCAUGCAGGAAGGGGAGAAAGAAGACAUCAUUGUAGUUGCCAAUCUUGCAAGAAGAUGUUUACAGUUGAAUGGGAGAAAGCGACCAACUAUGAAAGAAGUCACAUUAGAAUUGGAAAGUAUCCAAAAACUGGAAAACCAGUGUAAUGCACAAGAGCAACAAGAAGAACUUGAGCUUGCUGGAAAUGAAGAUAGCCAAUUUUGGGCUGCGUAUUCUACAACUUCGACUGCAGGGCAAACUUCAGACAGCAAAACAUCAACCUUGGAGAUUAUGCCUAUUCUUAUCAAAUAAUUGUUGAAUUUUCUUAACUUGUUUUGUUGUGUGUAAAAUUAA